AAAUCAGUGGCAUCUCUACUCCGGCAUUAGACAGUCUCUAUCGGUUGCAGUGGAAGCUCUAGUAGCCGUAGUCACUAGUGUAUAUAGUUCCUGUGUAGUGUUAUCAUAAUAUACUUGAUCUUUAUCAGUAUCAGUGGAUAGCUCCUUGGUGCAGUGAAUGUGCUUCUUCAAGAUGAACGUUCGAGCUGUGGAUACAUCAAAUACGCCUGUGUUUCAGCAGUGCUACCCUACCUUGAGUCAGACCAAGCAAGAAGCUGACAGUACAACAUUCAUGUUUCCUUCCCAAUCACCUUCGCCACCCAUGAGGUACACCACAGCACCUUGGGUGAUCCCUCAUCAAGAGACGAUGGGCAAUCAAUUACCUUAUGGACUGCCUUACUACGGGGAUGGUUUUCUUCAACUGUUCAGGCACGCUGCCAUGUACAAAUGCUCGUCCCAAAUGCCUAAGCCGAUCGUGAAGUCCAGCCUUGGUACCAGGCAGAAGAAGCAAUUCAUUUGCAAGUAUUGCAACAGGCACUUCACCAAAAGUUACAAUUUAUUGAUUCACGAAAGGACCCAUACGGAUGAGAGGCCAUAUUCGUGUGACAUAUGCGGGAAAGCUUUCAGGAGACAGGAUCACUUGAGAGACCAUAGAUACAUACACAGCAAGGAGAAGCCCUUUAAGUGCACCGUGUGCGGCAAAGGAUUCUGCCAAAGCCGGACUCUGGCAGUUCACAAGAUCCUCCACUUGGAAGAAUCACCCCACAAAUGCCCCAUAUGCGAGAAAUCGUUCAACCAGCGAUCGAACCUCAAGACGCACCUCUUAACCCAUAACCAGAGAACCCAGGAUUGCUCAUACUGUUCCCAAAUCUUCGUGAGCUUCGAGGAUCUCAGGAACCACGAACUGAACUGCAGGACGAAACCGCACAGUACAAACGCCAGCAAUAACAACAAUCAACCAAUGGCACCCUUAGUAUUAGAAGUGAUAGAAGGCUUGGACCUAUCGAAGAAAAACGAGGAUGAAAAAAGCUGCGAUAUUCCCAAGAUUGAAACUACCCCCGUCAAAUCAAAAUGCGGGUUUUCGAUCGAGGAUAUCUUAAGGAAAUGAAGCGUUCUAGUUUCGUCCUAUUCGAAUUUUUUUAAGACUACCUCUUCUUCGUCGAGACUGAAAUUGUCAAAUGUUACCAAUUUGAUUUUACAAAGGUUCAUAUUUUAACGUUACGGUUGUAAAUAAUUGUAAAUAUUGUUGUUGAUUUUGUUGUUGUUAUUUAUUAGAUUUUUAUUUAUUUUAUAGUGCUCCACUCGGCAUUCACCUUAAUGAAUAAAUACACAUUGCAUGUCCAUUAAAUACUUCGAAGUC
Coccinella septempunctata (seven-spotted ladybird) is the source of this 1339-nucleotide messenger RNA. Its product is annotated as protein odd-skipped-like. The record is from RefSeq and is a predicted model, not a curated record. Gene Ontology annotation, molecular function: RNA polymerase II transcription regulatory region sequence-specific DNA binding; DNA-binding transcription factor activity, RNA polymerase II-specific. Lineage: Eukaryota; Metazoa; Arthropoda; Insecta; Coleoptera; Coccinellidae. Gene Ontology annotation, biological process: regulation of transcription by RNA polymerase II; embryonic pattern specification; embryo development. Bases 158 to 1087 code for a protein of 309 amino acids. The transcript is spliced from 3 exons. Gene Ontology annotation, cellular component: nucleus.